UUUUCUAAAAGUUUUAUUUUAAAAAAUGUAUUGGAAAGUAGUGCGAGCUGGUUAUCAGCUGGCAGAGGCUAGAAGCCGUGGAGUGCUGCGGAUAAAUGUGAGAUACUUGAAGCAGAAUUUGCCCAAACAGCCUGUACCAAAAUUGGAAGAUUCGAUCAAAUUAUACUUGACAUCGGUGAGGCCCCUCCUGGAUGAUAAACAGUUUGGAAUCACAUCGGAUUUGGCGAAGAAGUUCUUGGCAGGAGAUGGUGCUAAAUUGCAGAAGAUGUUGGAGGAAAAGGCGAAUGCGACGGAGAAUUGGUUGGCGCUUUGGUGGUUGAACGCAGCCUAUUUGGAGUACAGAAGACCUGUAGUUGUGUUCUCAAGUCCCGGACAAGUGUUGCCUUUUGUAAAAUUUAAUUCCUUGGAUGAUGAACUUAAUUACGCAGCUAGUUUAAUCGUUGGAAGUUUGGAGUACAAGGAAUUGAUCGACGAUGACAAAAUACCUAUAGAUAAAAUGGGAAAAGAUGAUCUGGAUAUGCAGCAGUACAAGUUGGUUUUUGGAACGUGUCGCAAUCCCGCAAUUCCCAGGGACACACAAGAGUUCAAUCCGAAAUCCAAGCACAUUAUCGUUGCCCAUAACAAUCACUUCUUUAGGGUAGAUGUUUACGGUGAGGAUAAUAAGAAAUUAAGCGUGAAGCAGUUGGUGGCGCAGAUGAAGAAAUGCGUGGAGCAGUCGAAAGCAAAAGGGCCAGCAGUGGGAAUAAUGUCGAGCGAGAACAGAGAUACUUGGGCAAAGGCUUUCAAAAAGUUGAUGGCUGAUGCAGGCAACAAGAAGUGUGUGGAGGAGAUUCAGAAGUCUCUAUACUUGAUGUGUCUUGAUAAACCAAUGCCUAAAGGAAAAGGAAAUGAUAUAUCCAUUGCUAGUCAACAGUUCAUAACGGGUGGAGGAAGCACUGCGAACUCUGGUAAUAGGUGGUUCGAUAAGACUGUACAAUUUAUCGUUUCUGAAGAUGGUUACAAUGGAUUAACUUACGAGCAUUCCCCAGCAGAAGGAGUCCCAAUUGGAGUGAUGUGCGAUUUUCUUGUGGGAUAUCUCAAGAAGAAAAGCGCAAAUAAUGUUCCCGAUUCCAAAGGAUUCAAUCCCCCGGCCCAUCUAAACUUUAAUUUAAGUCCCGAUAUCAACAAGGAAAUUGAGUCUGCUUCAAACAGCAUCAAUAAAUUAGCUAAUGAUCUGGACAUGAACUGCUUCCUAUUCAAAUUGUAUGGGAAAGAUUUCAUCAAAAAGAUGAAGGUUAGUCCGGACAGCUUCAUCCAAAUGUCCUUCCAGUACACUUUCUACAGGAUGUACAAACAGCCGGCUGCUCACUACGAAGCGGCAGCAACCAGAAAGUAUCUUCAUGGACGCACCGAAACCAUCCGCUCUUGCUCCAUCGAGUCGGUAGCUUUCGCCAAAGCAAUGCUCGAUCCUAAGAUGUCUCCGGAUGAUAAAUUUAAAGCCUUGAGAGCUGGCGUCAACAGCCACAAGAAGUACGCGGUUUUGGCACGCGAAGGAUACGGAAUAGAUAGACAUUUGCUGGGUCUCAAGUUGUUGUCUAUAGAAAAGAAGAUGCCGAUGAAUCCUUUCUUCUCGGAUAUAGCUUUCACGAAAAGCACUCACUUUCGACUAUCCACCAGCCAAGUUCCCCAAAGGAUGGACGGUUUCAUGUGCUUCGGACCUGUGGCUUUGGACGGUUACGGUUGCUGCUACAAUCCACGCAAGAACGACAUAUACUUCGCGGUUUCAUCAUUCAACUCCAAUUCCGAGACGAGUUCAGAAAAAUUCAAGACCAAUCUUGAGCAGACCUUCACCGAGUUGAAAGAUCUCUUUGGAAAACUCAAAAAGUAAA
Molecule: messenger RNA, 1868 nt
Organism: Nicrophorus vespilloides
Lineage: Eukaryota; Metazoa; Arthropoda; Insecta; Coleoptera; Silphidae
Product: carnitine O-acetyltransferase-like
Exons: 1
Coding region: 26-1867 (613 amino acids)
Biological process (GO): carnitine metabolic process, CoA-linked
Cellular component (GO): peroxisome
Molecular function (GO): carnitine O-acetyltransferase activity
Source: RefSeq, a predicted model, not a curated record